UGCCGCGACCUGAACAGUCGGGCGCUGUCCGAUUUUCGACCAUCACUGCGACCGCGCGCGCAAGCAGCGGUAGUCGCGCAGGCAGAAUGCCGCGCGCCGGCGCACUCCUGCUGGCGUUAGCGGCCGUCCUACUCGCCGCUGAGUGGGCUCAUGCAUCAUACAUUGACCCUGGAGACGACGACGUUGAAGUAAACCUGUCUGAUUACGGAGAAGACCCCGCUGAUCUGCAGCUGCUGCAGGAUGUUGGAAAACGAUCGUCGCUGAUCUACGUUUUCAGGCGCGCCUGUGUGAAGCGAGGAGGCAACUGCGACCAUCGGCCUGGCGACUGCUGCCAUUCCUCCUCGUGCAGGUGCAACCUCUGGGGCUCCAACUGCCGCUGCCAGCGCAUGGGGCUCUUCCAGAAGUGGGGGUAGGCCUGCACCCAGCACCCGACUCCCCUGAAGCGGCGACCAACUCCCACCAGCCGACUUGACCGCCGCUCCAUCGGACGACAACAUCAGCACUUUCAAACGGACCCGUUGCUUUUUUAUCAUAUUUCAUUUCUCUACGUUCCCUCUCUAGUGCUACUCUCACUUAUAGCUUAGAGAGAUUCGAAUUGAAAACAGGGACCUAGAUUUUGGUUCGGAAAUAUUUUUGGACCUUUUAUGAUAUACAAAAUUUACAAAUGGUAUUUGUUCUCAUUGAAUUUAGAUUUCUUCUCUUGAUUUGUUUCAUGUAGUUUUUCUUUAUCUGAUUUACCGAGUGUCCGCUUACGUGGUUGGGCAAUCACCCAGCCUUAUUGCCCAAUCAGUACGCCCCGACGUCAAGCUCGGUCAAUCAGACCCCGGCAACUGCCGCUGGCGACGCGUCCUCAUGUGUUCUGUUUGUUUCAAAUUUUGGUUCGGACCAAGCGACACGUCGCCUCGCAGGCAGUUCACCUAUUCUAUUACAAUAUAUGUAUGUAUGUAGAGUUAAGUAAUCUAAUCGUAGAGGAAUAAACAGUAGCGGCUAAAUUGAUGGUAAACUUAUGUUAAUAGGAAGUAGCGAUCACUACAAAAUAGAAAAAAAAAUAUAAAUGUACUUUAAACCUAAAUGUUUUAGUCACGUAAGGAGGUAUCGAUAAUGGAAAACUUGGUGGAAGACGCUAAUAUAAGCCUUUAUAUAUAACAACGCCAUUUGUAUUUGCGAUUGGCAUCUUAGAUUUUUAAAAUAUCUAUUAUUAAUGUGUCAAUACAUAAUUCAUAUAUUAUAAUAAAACGAAUCUUAAUGUAUUGUAUGCGACUCUCGGACAGGAGUAUAUUAUAUGGUAUUGCAGCCAAGUAGAAUCUUCUGUAUGUAUGUAUGUAGCUUCUUAUGCACGUUCCUGAUUGUGGAAUAUGGUACUUGUAUUAAUAUUGGAAUAUGGAAAAUGAUAAAAUAUAUUAAUAAAUGUUUAUCGACGG
This is a messenger RNA of Spodoptera litura, 1421 nucleotides long. RefSeq names its product xibalbin-1. The record is from RefSeq and is a predicted model, not a curated record. Gene Ontology annotation, molecular function: ion channel inhibitor activity. Gene Ontology annotation, cellular component: extracellular region. NCBI's taxonomy places the organism in Eukaryota, Metazoa, Arthropoda, Insecta, Lepidoptera, Noctuidae.